GUGUACUGUUUGAGAGUUGCGCAAGACUAAAAAAAUGUAGCUUUGUUUGUUGAUCUCCUGUAUUGAAAACAGAUAGACCCGUCUUCAAUUUGAUCGAUUAUUAACGUUUACAAAUACCUUAAGUUGUAUUACAAAAGUACUUUGAAAUGUUUUGGCAAAGUUUAGAGGUAAUUUUUGAGAUAUUGUGUAGUGACUUUGCGCAAAUUGGAAGCUGUUUUUUUCUGGAUCAAAGGCGCCAAAUAAAUGGACAAUUUGUAUAUAUAUGGAAGGAAUUAAUCGAACAAAAGGACCAUUUGUGAUGUUCAUGGGACAUAUUGGAGUGCCAACAAAAGAAUCUUGUCAAAGAAAAAACGUCAGAAAGCAAAUUCAGUUGAUGUGGAGCAGAAGACAAGAAAGAAGAAGGAGAGGGGCACUUCAUCCCCCUCUCCAAUUCCAUCUGACCAUUCUGAACAGAAUGGCUUCGCCACCUCUGAUCCCUCACCCUCUGAUCAACUCUCCUCCCUCCAUCCACCUCCCUCUCCUGUUAAAUGUUCCUCUCAGCCUUGCUCUCCUGCUAAACAGCCCUCUGUACCCCGGUCACCUGCCAAACACCCUUCCCCAGUGAAAUCCUCUCCAGUGGUGUCCCAUCCUAGUUCUCCCUCUCCUACCAACCCUCUGGACUGUCAUGGAGACACCAGCCAGGAGGGCACAACAGUCAGACCUCUGUCUCUUCAGGAACACUCUAGCCCAAGACCCCAGAGGCCAGUCUCAGCCACCAGAAGCACGACUCUUCCGAGGGCCAGCUCAGCCACCAGAAGCAUGACUCUUCCCAGGGCCAGCUCAGCCACCAGAAACAUGACUCUUCCGAGGGCCAGUUCAGCCACCAGAAGCAUGACUCUUCCCAGGGCCAGCUCAGCCACCAGAAGCAUGACUCUUCCCAGGGCCAGUUCAGCCACCAGAAGCAUGACUCUUUCAAGGGCCAGCUCAGCCACCAGAAGCAUGACUCUUUCCAGGGCCAGUUCAGCCACCAGAAGCAUGACUCUUCCCAGGGCCAGCUCAGCAACCAGAGGGCCAGAAGAGACCCAGGGGGCCAGAGGAGAACGGGGGGCACUGGUCAACAUGGAACUUCUUGGGUUGCCUAACAUUGGCAACACUUGCUUCCUUAACGCCACCCUGCAGUGUCUCCUGGUCCUGCCGUCCUUCUCAAAGGAAAUCCUGCACCAGGAACAACUCUGGAGCUCCUCCCCCUUCUCCAACCUGCUCAGGUGUCUGUCUGAUGUGCACCGUUUGAGUCUACCUGACAGUGUGGCAAACCAGGCCUCAAAAGCAGACUUCAUGUGGAAGGUCAAGUACUCCUUGUCGGGAUACGAUUUGAAGUAUCUGGAGGACACGCAACAGGACGCACACGAGUUACUAGUGAACAUGCUGUGCCAGCUGAAGGAGGAGGGCAUGAUACUGAAGACACUCGGGGUGAACUAUUCCUGCCCUGUUUCUCAGCUGGAGUUCCAGCUUGUGUCGGUGCGCACAUGUACCAGCUGUGGGCGCGAGUCGUCCACCAGAGAGGACUACAACCACCUCUCAUUGGACUUCAGCCCUGAGCGCACCUUGCUGAGCAGCCUAGCACUCACUUUCAAAGGUGAAAAGGUUGAAUUCACAUGUGAGGGCUGUAAAGGUCUCCACGCCUUAAUGGUGGAGCAGUUCCACACACUGCCUCUUGUGCUGGUUCUGCAUCUGAAGAGGUUUGGAGGACCUGGGGGGUUGGAGAAGCUGGAGGCUCCUCUUUUGUUUCCUUCGGAGUUGAGGCUCUCCACCCUCUGUGGGGACAUGGUGCCACACCUGCACAGUGCCAGCCCACAGGCCCUCACCAACCAGGCCCCCAGCAUCCAGGGGUCCAUCCCCCAGGCCCUCGCCAGCCUAGUCUCCAGCCCACCUGGAGAGGCCAAAGACGGGGCCCUCUGUUGUUCAGAAGCAGCAGCCAGUGCAGUCAGUGAAUGGUUACUACCAGCUGACUGGCGUAGUCUCUCAUUUGGGAGGCUCCGCAAACUCCGGGCACUACAUUAGUGACAUCUUGCAUGCCAGUGGAAACUGGUUCUGCUGUAACGACAGCCAGGUGUCAAUGUCCAAUGAAGCCACUGUGCUGAGGACCAGAGCCCGGAGUGCCUACAUGCUCUUCUAUAUGUUCAGGUACUGCUGACUCUCGCCAUCUAUGUUCUUGUGUUGCUAUUUAUGUGUACGGUUCAUUUUACCCUACAGGGCAAGAGAGCGGGAGGCCCCAGCACACAGGGCCUAACAGGGCCACCAGCAUCAGCCCCAGCCUAAACAGGGGCAGCACCUGGACAGCCUCCAAAAACUCAGACCUGCCUCAACAGUGGUGGUACCAGGCCCAGCCUCAAACCCCCCAGCCCAGCCUCAACAAAAGCAGCAUUUGGACCAUUUUCAACACCCCCAGCCCACAACAUGGGAAGAACCAGGCCCAGUCUCAACAUGGGAAUAACCAGGCCCAGUCUCAACAUGGGCAGAACAAGACCCAGCCCCAACAACCUCAGACCUGCCUCAACAGGUGCAGCACUCGGCCCAACUUCAAUCAUGCGGCUCAAGGGAGACUGGCUCUUCAACACUAGCAUCAACAUUCUUUCAGUAGCUUAUGUCAUAAAUACCUGCCCGUGAUUUGACUGCUUCACCUAAUGUAUAAAUCUCAUGUAAGAAAACGUAUGAAGUAUACACACUAAAUGUAGUACACAUGUAAAUGUGUUGGAUAGAGUGUGUGAUUAUUUAGAGGGUACAUCAUCCCUUCUAUUUGGUUUGGUUGAAAUCCUCCUGUUGUGAAAUACACUUUGGUGUAUAACCUCUUAUUCAGCAUGGUCACACCGGAGGACCUGCAAUAUUCAACAUUGAUCCAUGUCGGGAGAUGACUUGUGCAUGCCAUGCAAUUUUAAUAAAGACAAACAAAUUUAAGAUAAUCCAAUUUAAGAUGAUUCUGUUAACCGUUGUAACUCUUUAACUCAGGUAGCUUUAUCGUAUUCUAUUCUUAUUUACAAUAAAAGUGACUCCAAAGUUACACAA
Salvelinus fontinalis (brook trout) is the source of this 3042-nucleotide messenger RNA. Its product is annotated as ubiquitin carboxyl-terminal hydrolase 37-like. The coding region runs from base 799 to 2040 and encodes 413 amino acids. Gene Ontology annotation, cellular component: nucleus; cytosol. Gene Ontology annotation, molecular function: cysteine-type endopeptidase activity; cysteine-type deubiquitinase activity. Gene Ontology annotation, biological process: G1/S transition of mitotic cell cycle; protein deubiquitination. The record is from RefSeq and is a predicted model, not a curated record. NCBI's taxonomy places the organism in Eukaryota, Metazoa, Chordata, Actinopteri, Salmoniformes, Salmonidae. The transcript has 11 exons.